AUGCGUCUUCUCCUCGUGCUGCUCCUCUAUUUUUGCCCAAAUUCGUCGGCGGACCUUUGUUCUCACUGCGACUGCGACUUUCUCUCGCACUCGGUCGUCUGCAACCGCCCGUCUUUGCUCGUGCGCACCGUCAGCAUGCUCGCGAACAUUCGCCAACUUCAUCUCUCCGGACUCAGUCUGCCCCAGCCGCCGCACUUUCUUUUCCAUCCGAAUUUGCGCAUUUUGCGGAUGAGCAAGUGCGGAAUGCUCGAGAUUCCCGGCAGUACGCUCCUUCCGCUGCCCGGUUUGGAGGUUUGAUUCUUGCCUUUAUUUUGAGCCAAAAAAAAAACGUUUCCAGGUCAUCGAUCUGUCCAACAAUCAUCUCGAAACGCUGCCGCCCACGCUUUUCCGUUCGCUCAAACUCUUGCGCGUCCUCAUUUUGGCCAACAACAAAAUUUCGAAUUUGGACCAAUUGGCGUGGAUUUUGGCGCCGGGGAUAGUUCUCGAACAACUCGAUCUUUCGGGCAAUCCGAUUGCGAUUGCCACGUCGAUGACGACGAUGCCGGCGGUUCGGCAACUGUUUUUGGCUGAUACUCGCAUGGAAAGUGUCAACGAAACGGCCAUUAUGUUCAAGGUAAGCGGAUUUUCGAAAAAAAAAUCGAUUCUGGGGGGACUUUGUUUAAAAAUCGGCAAAAAUCUCAGGCUCUCCCGGGAAAAUGCGAAAAGCAAGUGUGUCGUCACUUGCCGAUGCACAAUUUGAACACCUCGCUGCUCACAACCGUCGACUUUUCCUCGAAUAAUGGUCUGGAAAUCGAUUCCGGCGCUUUGGACGUCUUCUCGAACGCGACUUUUGUCGAUUUGAGCCACGCACGCUUGCCGCUCGGAUUCGAGGAGUGGCUGGAGAGGAAGAGCCGCGUCAAGAGCUUGAACAUCAGUCACAGCCAGGUACAGUUAUCCUUUUCUUUUUCGUGCCGAGACCUUUUUUUUUUAAUCUUUUUCGCCGUUCAGAGUUUUCGGGUGGUGUAGUGGGUUUUUUCUAUCAAUCUGAAGAUCAGGGUUCAAUUCCCACUAAAAGUUUUUCGCUUUUUGUCAAGUUUAAUUCAAUAGUAGAAACUUUUUUGGUUAAGUUCGAGGAUCUAAUGAAAUGUAUUGUAGCUGCCACUUCACGAGGACACCUGGACGGCUUGCGGUCAAUUUUUGCACAGUUUGGACAUUUCCGCGAUCGGAGCGAAGCGUAUGCGGCUCGCCAGAUUUUGUCCGAUCAGGUACGUCGUAGUACUGUAUAAUUUCUUGAAUUUCACCUAAACCUUGCAGAACAGUAUUCGCGCGCGACAAUCUGCUGUCGACGGUGUACAUCGACGCGAUCUCGGUGGAAUCGCUGCAUUUGGAACGGAACAUGUUCAGCGACUUUCCGAUUCCGCCGCCCGGAGUGGAGCUGACCGAACUGCACACGCUCGCACUUUCGCAUAAUUUGAUGACGUCACUGCCGCCGCACGCACUCCAAUCCUACCCCAAUUUGCAACAUUUCGACGUGUCCAAUAAUCAACUUAGCGAGGUAAACCCCCCAUUGUUUCGUUUCACAAUUUUACACCCAAAACCCUUCUAGAUCGAUCCGCAGGCGUUCCCGUCGAUCGGACUGGGCCUAAUCUCGCUGGACCUCUCCUCCAAUCAGCUGUCCUCUCUGCCGCACCCGAUCCUUCCGUCUCUGCUCCUUCUCGACCUCUCCUCCAACACCGUUUCCCAUCUGGACCCCCACUUUUUCACGGGUCUGCCGAUGCUCCAACAAAUGCGAAUCGCCUCGAAUCCCACACUGUUUUCGAGGUGUCCGAAUGCGAAUUCGCCGUGUUGGAGCGAUCAUUUGGACGAGUUGACGAGUCUCGUCGAUUUGGACAUUUCCAAUAGCGGACUCGAGUUCUCGCUUCACUUGAAACAUUUGAGAACUUUGAAGGUACGCUACUCAAUGCUUUUAGGCCAAUUCUAAAAAUUUGCAGAGCCUACUGCUACGUGGCAACGAAAUCCGUACAAUCGACGCGAAAUCGCUGCCGGACAACUUACGAACGCUGGAUUUGGGCGAGAAUCGCAUUCAGUUCACUUCGAAUUUUUCAAAAUUACAACAAUUGAGGUAUAAAUCAUGUGACUUGUUGUUCUAGAACACGUAUUUUUCAGAGACCUGCGCGUGGAUCAAAACCCGCUCCGUUGCGACUGUUCCCUCUACGAUAUCGUGCCGCACUUGCUCAAUCAGACCCAGAUUUCCGAUCCGCUCCUUUAUUACUGCUUUUCCGGUGAGUGAGGAGUCGCUCGGCGUUGUCGACACACAUUUUCCACAAACAAAGUGUUUACAGGCUCGUGGCAGUACCCUCUACUCCCGUAUUUGGCGUCGGUGAAGCCGUGCACCGACUCGACGCGCAACUUUUAUUCCAUUCUAAUUUCCACGUUUCUCGUCGCGUUCGCCAUCGUCGCCGCGCUCAUUUUCGGCUUUUUGGCCUAUCGGAAGUGGUCCGAGAGGGCCAAUUUUGUAUAUAAACGCAUUGCGCUCGUCGAUUCUCCUGUCAGGCUUUGA
Caenorhabditis sp. 36 PRJEB53466 is the source of this 2539-nucleotide messenger RNA. The record is from the annotation of a GenBank genome assembly. Lineage: Eukaryota; Metazoa; Nematoda; Chromadorea; Rhabditida; Rhabditidae.